AUGCCAGUUGAUCAAAUACAGUAUUCCGAAAGAUACAGCGAUGACGUCUAUGAAUAUCGACAUGUAAUCCUGCCACCAGAUAUUGCUAGGCUGGUUCCAAAGUCCCAUCUCAUGACUGAGACUGAAUGGCGCAAUUUAGGAGUGCAACAGAGUCCAGGCUGGCUUCAUUUCAUGGUACACAAUCCCGAGCCCCAUGUGCUUCUAUUCCGAAGGCCCAGAACUGAUAUACCAGCGCCUGUCAACGGUCUAGAUAGUAACACUGUUUCAACUGUCAGAGUUUAA
Molecule: messenger RNA, 282 nt
Organism: Parnassius mnemosyne (clouded apollo)
Lineage: Eukaryota; Metazoa; Arthropoda; Insecta; Lepidoptera; Papilionidae
Source: the annotation of a GenBank genome assembly